This is a messenger RNA of Phalacrocorax carbo (great cormorant), 5612 nucleotides long. The record is from RefSeq and is a predicted model, not a curated record. Lineage: Eukaryota; Metazoa; Chordata; Aves; Suliformes; Phalacrocoracidae.
GCUGCUGCCGCCGCCGCCGUGUCUGCCCCUCCCGGGCUGCCAUUUCCCUGCCUCGCCGCGCUCCCUCCGCCAUGCCGCGGCGCCGCGGGAGGGAGCGGGACCCAGCUUCGGCCCUCCCUGGCACGGCGGGACCCGGCCCCACGGGCGUGUGGCGAGGGCCGGGCCCCCCGGGCGAGCACAGGCAGGAGCCAGGAGCCGGGCUACUGUGGAGGGAGCCGAGCCCAGAGUCCGGCUUCAGCCCGAGUGGUUCUGCUUUGGUGCUGAGCCAGGAUGGGUUUUGCCGAAGACAAAGUGUACGACUACAUUCUGAAAAACCUCAAGAAUUUCAGGAACAUCCGUGUGGCGUCGCUGGCCGAUUCCCUGAGCUGCCUGACCGAUGCCGACAGAGAUGAACUUCACGCCCGGGAGGAAACACGGGGGAGCCAGGCGACCGUCUAUAAGUUUUAUCAGCACCUGAAGUGCCGGCAGGGCUGGGUGCUGGAUCUCAUCGACGCGCUGCGCCAGAACAACGCAGGGCACCUGGCCGACGAGCUGCAGCACGUAUAUGACUCUUGGCAAGCUCGUCCCCCGGCUCCCGCUACUGCCUCGCUCCCUCCUGCAGCCAGCGAUGCCUGUCCCGCCGUCUCCUCCAUUGGUGCCCAGGCGCCAUCCCCAAGGCCAAGCCCUGCUCCGGGCGCUGCGUUGGCCGAGAAGCCAUGCCGAGAGCCACCAGUCAUCAGCCAUCCACCUCUCCUGCCUGGUGCUGCCACCACCACAAGCAAGGACCUGGACGCCAGAGCCCCGGUGCAGGAAUCGGUCCCAAAAAAACUUCUGGAGCAUGAGACUCCCCAGCCGCCUCUGCCUGGGAGCUCAGUCUGUGACAGAGCGAGCGAUGAGCGUGGCGGAGAGGGGCAUCUCCCGCAUCCCCUCAAGGCAGUGCAGGUGGCAGUGGGGACCCCCGGGACAGCCAGCGUUGCCAUGCCACUGGCCACCCCCCCAGCGCAGGGCCGGGACUGGCUGAGCCGCCAGAAGCACCCGGUGUGUGUGGACAACGGGUGUUUUGGGAACGCCAACCACCUGCACCGCGGCGCGCCGGCCUUGGGUCUGGGCAGGUCUCUUCCGCUGAGGGACGUGGGUGCCCCUUGCGGCCUCCAGCAGCCCAGGAACGAACCUGAAGAGGACUUUUACAUCUCCACCGAGUCACGCCCGAGGCCGGAGGAGACGGCUCGCACUGGGGGGCCGGAGGAGACGGCUCGCACUGGGGGGCCGGAGGAGACGGCUCGCACUGGGGGGCCGGAGGAGACCGCUCGCACUGGGGGGCCGCAGCCCCCAGACUCACUGCUAAAAAGCCAUGCUAUGCCUGGCUCUGGGCCUGGUGAGCCCCCAGGCAGCUUCGUGGAUGUGCGCAGCCCCCUCCUCAUACAGCAGCAGUUCGAUGCGGAGCAGAAACGGGUCGGGAUGCUGCAGCAGCAUGGAGGAGAUGAAGAUACUUGGAUGGAAACAGCUACCCUGGUGGCUACUCCUGCACCCGGAGAUGCUUCCCCAUCCUGUGACGACUCCUUGAAGCCUCCAGUACAAGAGGAAAACCUGCUGGUGGGGAAGAUGGGCAGCAGCACCCCCUCCAUGCUGACGAAGGAGAAAGUGCUCCCGGCCUCAGCGGACCCUCUCCCACCUGCUGCAGGAAGCUUUGAAGGCACGUCUAGGAGGAUGGCCUCCCAGGUGAGCUCUGCAACGAGCAUCUGGAUUCCUUGCAGUAACGUGGAGAGGGAUGUGGAGCUCAGCAAGCCGGGCAUCCUCCUCUCCAUGACUGGGGAGGGGCAGGAGGCAGCCAGCAGAUGCCCGAGCACUCGGGGGCCCAGCAACCCCUGUUCCGGGCUGUCCGAUAGCCUCACCUUCAGCAGCGACCCGCUCCUGGUGAGCACAGAUAGCUCGAGCUCAGGAGAAGUGCUGUCGGGAUGCCCGGCUCCAGGGGCUCAUGAAGACACUAGGGCAGAGAAGGCAGCUGAAGGAAGCAGAAACUCCCACCCGCCUGCGAGCUGUGACAGCACCUCCCUGGGCACCCACGAGGUCCAUGUGGAGCAUUCCCCCAGCACCCAGCUUGGGGCAGGCAGCGAGUUCCGAGAUAGAGCCCGUCCGCUUGGAAGCUCCCCGAUUUUUGACUCUAGCAGGGUGCGUGGCACUGAGACCAGCUUGUCUCAGGCCACGGCCCCUCCAGGGGACAGCAACGGACCGUCCCUGCCGUACAUCAUCCCAGCUGUGGGCAUCGCCCUGAUUUCAGCUGCUGCGUUUCUGGUGUACGCUCGACUGCAGAAAUAGAGUGGGUGGGAUGCUGCGACUGUCGCUCAGCCCCGAGGCAAUUUCUCCUCAUUGCAGGAAUUUGGCCGACACGUUUGAAGCCUGAAGAACAGCUGCGGGGGGGACACGGUAGGGGUGUUGUUAAAUCUCUUUCUGGAAGGUUUUGCUAGAAGAAGCCUUGGUUGCGCGAUACUGUUGGGUUUGGGUCUGUUCCCCCACCAUCUCCCAACCACCUUCUUGCCUGUAGACUUCUUUAACACCCAUAGAGAGGGUCUCGUUCAGGAAGUAAGCCCUUGAGUCAAAGAAGAAAGUCCUCUUGGUGAUUCUCCACAUCUUCCUUGUUUGGUCCCAGGAGGCCCCAGGGAAACACGUUCUGGUGGUCUGAAGGGUGAGCCCGGGUCCCUCCAGGCAGUGCAGUGACAAGAGGUUUUGCAGCCGUCCUGUAAAAGAGGAGCUCAGUUUUUUGGCUCUGCUCAUCUCAGCUUGCCUGAGGGUCCGCGCAGCAGCCUUCAGCGAGCGCCUCACGUCAAAUUUGCCUUACUCAGUGCAGCACCGACACCCUGGGGAUGAAGCUGAGGGUCAGGAAAGAGCCGCAUCUAAGCAGUUUUCUCGAUAAUCAACCUCAUUUCACCCCCUUCCAGCCAGGGAAAGGGGGAUUGUGCUUUAAGAGGAACAUUUCACGCAGUACCAGCACUAAGGUCCUGUGCAGGAUUGUUGGGGGUCUUUGAUCUUUAGGCUGUGUUUUUAGAGCCUGGCUCAGAGGCAGAUGUAGUUCGUGCCUUUCCCCAUACCUGGUGCUCUGGGAGAGGGAUAUGGGGGAACUUGUGCCCAGGCUGGGACACAAAGAGGAUCGGCUCUGUGUGCUGCGGGGAGGCCGUACCGGGCGGUUGAGAUCCUCUGGGUGAUCUUGAAGGUCCUGUUUAAAACUGCAGCCCAUAAUUUCCUUGCUAUCCCUGGGGAUCAGCUUGGAGCAUGAGGGGAUUGGACUGCAAGAUUUCUAAGAUAAAAUCCUCACACCCAAAUAAACCUCCCCAGCUCGUCCCUGCCCUGGGCGGCUCUCGGGGGCAGAAGCAGCCCUGCUUGGCCGCUGUCGGCACGUGGCUCUAGCUCUGGGCAGAGCUUAGUGACCCCAAGCCACGCUGCCCACGCGGGUCGGUGCAGCCGCGGGUUGUUCGCAGUCUCUGCUCCCUCCUGAAAGCAUGGGGACACAGAAGUAACAAAAGUACGUGUUCUUUUUUUGUAGUUAGAGGGUUAUUGCAGCUAGAGGUUUUCUUGUUUGUUUUGGUUUUUUUUUUAAGCGCAGGCUUUCAGGUGUUCCUGCCCCGCAAGAUUUGCUGGGGGUGGGUAGGAGGGGAGCUGUGGCAGGAGGCAGGGCUGGGCCGAACGCUUGGCGAUCCGCUGGUGGAUCCGCACAGCAGAAGGCUGGCACAGUUUGAAUCCUGCGAGCCCGCAAGGAUGCCGUGGGCUUUAAACCGCUGCAGUGGCCUGGUGCUGACAGCUGGGCUGUGUUCCUAAUCCAGGCUGGUGCUUCUUCCUUCCUUUACUGUGUCCAGUAAUUUAUUCCCCCCGGAUUCCUGCCGUUCGGCACAGCUUCCCAAAAUACAGCCCUCCUGCUGGCAGGGGAGCGGCGCAGCCGUUGUGUUGGGAGCUCUGCCCGGAGUGGGAAGGGUCUGUCAGCCCCACAGCGGGGCGAGGGGCUGCUUGUCCCUCCUGAUGCCUUCCCUUUGCCCAAAUGCAAGAAGUGCCUCCCUUAAAUGAUAAGAACAAUAAAUCUACAUGAUAGUGAGGUGCUGAUUUUGAUGCGGCAGGGCUGCUCUGCAGGUGAGCGGGGAGGUGUUCGUUGCUUGCUCGGUGCCCGGCGCUUUGCCUGUAAGAGGACGGGACAGUGCCUUUAAACACCCUCAGCCUCCUCUGCUGGGAGAGGGAACAUGGGGAAUGCUCUCCCCGUUUGGAGGUCAUAGAACUGUAGGAUCAUUAAGUUGGAAAAGACCUCUAAGAUUACCAAGUCCAACCAACUGCCCCAGGGCACCUGAAGUGCCACGUCUGCACGGUGUUUGAACCCCCCAGGGACGGUGACUCCCCCACCUCUCUGGGCAGCCUGUGCCAGGGCCUGACCGCUCUGGCAGGGAAGGCAUUUUCCCUCCUCUCCAACCUAAACCUCCCCUGACGCAGCCUGAGGCCGUUCCCUCUCACCUGUCACUGGUGACUUGGGAGCAGAGACCAGCCCCCCCCUCACUCCAGCCCCUCUCAGGCAGCUGCAGAGAGCGAGAAGGGCUCCCCUCAGCCCCCUUUGCUCCAGGCUAAACCCCCCCAGCCCCCCCAGCCGCCCCCCAGCACACUUGUGCUCCAGACCCUGCCCCAGCCCCGCUGCCCUUCUCUGGACACGCUCCAGCCCCUCAAGGCCCUUCUUGUCCCGAGGGGCCCAAACCUGAGCCCAGCAUUCGAGGUGGGGCCUCCCCAGGGCCGAGCACAGGGGCCCCAUCCCUGCCCGGCUCCUGCUGGCCACACCAGUGCUGACACAAGCCCGGGGGCUGGUGGCCUCCUUGGCCACCUGGGCACUGCUGGCUCAUGCCCAGCCGGCUGAAGGUAACGUGGUACUUGCCCAAAACCUCCCUGUGAGUAGGGAGAACCUGGGGUUCCCCAUCAGUCAUCCCCCGGAAGCUGUUUUUUUCCCUCAGGUUUUGUAAUUUUCCCUUCAUAGAGACCCAUCACAUCCCUGGGAAAGCUGCAGUUUCCAGUGCUAAGAAUUGCUCUCUACAUGCAGUAGGUACAGAAACCUCCCCAAAUCCUAACUCCUUCGUAAAAGGGUCAUGUUUACAACUGAAUACGGCACUGAAAUAAAGCAGGCUGCGUAUCAUAAAGCAGACUCUGUGCACCUGCAUAACCACGCGGCAGGAUCCAGCCCAAAAUGCGUUACAGCGAGGGGGCGCGUGCCUUCUCCAUGUGAUUUCUGCGUGAUUCGGAGGACGUGUGAGAUCCCAAACCAGCAGCAUCCGCACCAAGGCCCUCUUCUCUCGUGCUUUACUUGCCUGAAAAAUUCUUCACGUAUUUUCCCGCUACUUUUUAGCAACGGCUUGUACGCUUUGCCUUUUUGCGUUGAAUCGCUCGUGCGAAACAGCCGAUUUCUCACUCCUUCGGGCUCAAUAAAAGCGCACGUUCAGUUUUCUGCUGUGAACAUGCAGAAGACUGGGUGUAUUUUCACAGUUAUGAUGCAGCACUUUAAAAGCAUAAUCAGCGGGUGAACCUGUGGGAGGGAACUGCCUCCCUGCAACCUUUUAGAAAAGAAAAAAUGCCUUUUACUAACUAUAUAAUAAAAUUAUUUGCCACUUCAUACUCAA